AUGCCCGAAACAACCAAGGUCGUGCCCCUCACCUGCCACGGCCACUCGAGACCUGUGCCGCAUAUUCACUUCUCGUCCCUGGUCGACGAGGACCAGUACUACAUUAUAUCAGCAUGCAAGGAUAACAACCCCAUGCUCCGCGACGGAGUCACGGGUGACUGGAUUGGCACCUUCCUGGGCCACAAAGGCGCCGUCUGGCAGGCGAGACUCUCCUCGGAUGCCUCACUAGCAGCGACGGCCUCUGCGGAUUUCUCUGCCAAGGUCUGGGACACCCACACCGGUGAAGCCCUACACACUCUCUCGCACAACCACAUCGUCCGCGCCGUCGCGUUCCCCAAUCAGCCCCACCCCCAGAUCCUCGCGACAGGAGGCAUGGAGAAGAAAUUGCGCAUAUACGAUCUUUCACGUAGCGACGCGACGAGCUUCGAGAUUGGCGCAGGCGUUCACACCGGAACCAUCAAGUCGAUCGUGUGGACAUCGGACCCGAACGUCAUAAUCACAGCCGCCGAAGACAAGAAGGUGCGGUGGUGGGACUUACGCCAAGAGUCUACAAUCGGCGAGCACGCCGUCGAAGGCACUGUUGGCUCUUGCGAGUUGGAUAACACCUCCUCGGAGGGCAUUCUGAGCGUAGCUGCUGGAAACAGUGCCUACUUCUUCAACAGCCAGUCGCCCGGAUCGCUCAUCAAAAGCAUCAAGACACCAUACGAAAUCGCCAGCGUGGCUCUGCACAACGGGGAGCGGAAGUUUGUUACUGGUGGUAGCAACCAGAAUGAUACCUGGGUCAGGGUCUGGGACUUCAACGAGGAGAAGGAGCUCGAGACCAACAAGGGCCACCACGGACCUAUCUGGUCGGCAAGCUUCUCGCCUGACGGAAAGCUCUACGCGACAGGCAGUGAGGAUGGAACAGUCAAGCUCUGGAAGUUCACAUCCGGCCCGUACGGUCUGUGGAAAUAG
Messenger RNA from Alternaria conjuncta, 954 nucleotides. RefSeq lists its product as uncharacterized. Gene Ontology annotation, molecular function: RNA binding; protein binding. Gene Ontology annotation, cellular component: SMN complex. Lineage: Eukaryota; Fungi; Ascomycota; Dothideomycetes; Pleosporales; Pleosporaceae. The record is from RefSeq and is a predicted model, not a curated record. Gene Ontology annotation, biological process: spliceosomal snRNP assembly. The transcript is spliced from 2 exons. The coding region runs from base 1 to 954 and encodes 317 amino acids.